GGUUGACAAUUAGAGCUUGCCUGUUACUGCAUUUCCGGACUGUGAUUACACUUGGUCGCAGUUUGGUGUUGUGUUUUAGCGUGUCAAGUUUUUGGCGCCGUUGCCGGGGAACCUCUAGGUUAUUGGAGAAACGUGAAAGUUUGUUACUCUAGCUUUUUCUUUACUGAAUUUUCUCUCUUCCACCUGUGUGCCUUCACGGGUUGCUUUUGCUGAUUGUGUGCAGGUAGUGCAUGACCCGUAGCCAGUCGGGAGAUUUACUACCAUUAGUCCAGGAGCUUGAACGGACCUGUAGGAACUUCAAGCGGGUUCUAAAGGCGCGACUGGCUGCGGAGGAGGUGCUAGCACAGCUGCAAAUUGCCGUCGAAGAAGAGAUGGGUGACCCACAGAAUAAUGAUGUGGUCAUUCCCGAGGAACAGACCAUGGGAUAUUACUGGACCGCUAGAGCCGCGGACAUGAGGUCGCCUAUUCAGCACCCUCAAGUCCCAGCCAACAAAUUUGAGGUGAGCACCUUUGUCAUCACUAUGUUGCAUGGUUCGGUAGUAUUCCGUGGCAAAGAGGGGGAGUGCCCCCAAUCACAUAUGAGGCGAUUCCACGAGCUCAUCGAUGGAAUCAAGAUAAAUGGGGUCCCAGCCGAUGCCAUCCAGUUGAGGUACUUCCCAUUCACUUUGAAGGAGCAGGCCAAGGAGUGGCUAGAUACCAGACACCUGGAUCGAUCACCAUGUUCACCAACCUGGAGGACAAGUUCCUCACUCCCCAGUCCAAAACGGCGGACCUGUAGAAGCAAAUUACCCACUUUGCUCAGGAUGAAGAUGAGACCAUCCAGGAUGCUUGUGAACGAUACACCAGUCUUUUCCUCAUGUGUCCCAACCAUGGUUUUACUUACGCCUUCAAGGUGGGCACCUUCUACCAUGCCCUUUUCCCGGAGGACAAGCAGCUGAUUGACUCAGUCUGUGGCGAGAAUAUGCUCACCAAAACACCACCACAGCUGAAUCAACUUUUUGAGGAGAUCGCAGAGCAGGGCUAUGAUUGGGGAACUGCGAGGAGAUCGAGAUGAGCACCAGGGCGGGGUGUGCAUGUUGUAGCCACCCAGUCAUCUGAUUUAGUGCAGGUGGUAUCUAAGCUGGUUUCAGCCAUCGAUCGCUCUGGGAGGAUUUCAAGUACAGGACAGCAGUAGGCGAUGCACUGCCAGUGGUGUGAGAGCUACCAUCACACCGUGGAGGACUGUCAUGCGAUGAGGGGGUCGUCUACUCCCCAGGAGCAGGUGAACUUCAUCCACAAUGCCAGGCGCAACGAUCCUUAGAGUAAUACCUACAAUGAGGGAUGGCGCCAGCAUCCAAAUUUCUCCUGGAGUGGCAACAGCAAUCCAAAGCCACCUGGCUUCCAGGCUCCUGCAGCUAGUUUUCCAAACCAGAGAUAGCCAUACCAGCCUCGCCCGGGCCAGAUACAGCAACAACAGCCACUCUAUCAGCCCAGACAGGGGAAGUGAUAGACCGUUAAUUACACAUGUUUUCACCCCUGUUCUUACACCGUUUGAGAUGUGGUUUCUCGUGUUUUAGGCUGAUUUCACGCUAGGUAGUGUUUGUUUGUGAUAUUUCAGGUCCUAGUACGUGAAUUGAGGCUUGGGAGCGAGUUUGGGGUCGAUUGGACGAAGAUCGGGCACGAGGCAAGUCAAAAAGGAGGCCACACGGGCACACCCACAACUCACACGGCCGUGCAAGUUACCACUUUGGCCAUGUGAGAUUGUGCGAGAGCAAACACGGCUUGCCCUGAUAUCCACACGGCCGUGUGAAGGAGUGGUCUGGCCGUGUGAGAUUGUGCGAGAGCAAACACGGGCAGGAUGGAAAUCACACACGACCGUAGCGACCCUGGCCGUAUGGGAAACCUGAAGAUCGAACUAGUUGGAACACAGCGUUUUGACUCACACGGGCAACUGGGUAUGCCACACGACCAUGUAGCCCAGCCCGUGUGAGUCGGGAAUUCCUGGUUUUAACCCAAUUUCGGGCUGCAAGAGAGAGGAUCGGACUUUUUGAGCAAAAACAGAGCCCUAGAGAGAGAAAGGACGAAGAACACAUCCUAGAAGCCAUCUUGGAGCUGGGUUUCAUCAAAUCAAGCUUGGAGAUCGUCAUAGGAGUGGAAAUCAUCAUCCCAGAGCAGAUUCUUCCCAUAAUUAUGAGUAUGACUGCUUUGUAUCUUGUUUUCCUCUCUCUCUCUAUGGAGUAGAACCCUUCUCUCACUUGGGGAUGAAGAACCCUAGCUCUAUGUGUUAGGGAUUGAUUGUAAUGACUUGGGAUGAUAUUACUGUUUGAUUUUAAUCGAAUGAUGCAUGUUUAUUGAGUCAAUUUAAGUCUGAUCAACUUUUCCUGAUUUCUGCUGCAAUCUGAGAUAGAUAGAAUCUGAUUAGGUUGCUAGAGUCUCAUCAUUCGGUAGUAGGAGAUUGGCUAUACGAGAGUUAGCCAGUUUACUGCUUUGUACUGGAAUCUAAUUCCAGUAGUGGAGUUCUGUUCUUACUGCUUCAGCUUUCUAUCUCGGUGAAGACUAGUCGUCUGCCGGGUAGUUAGACUGAGAGGGCUUGGUCAGCUUAAGAGAUUCCAAGCUACUGUCGGAUCUUCCGCAGUCUAAUCAACAGUAAAUCAACCCAGGGAAAUACAAUUUAAACCUAACU
Messenger RNA from Linum trigynum, 2662 nucleotides. NCBI's taxonomy places the organism in Eukaryota, Viridiplantae, Streptophyta, Magnoliopsida, Malpighiales, Linaceae. The record is from the annotation of a GenBank genome assembly.